AUGCACACGAAACGUCUGCUCUGUUUGCUCGCGUUCUUUGCUGCUGCCGCCCAAAGUGGUCUCGGGAAAAGGAGAGGCGGGAACGUCGGCGCACUCUUUGCUGCAGGACUAGGAGGCAGUGCCCUUGGUCUCAGCUACGGCGUUCUUCUGGCCGGUCAGGGCCGAGGUCACCACGGAGACCAUCAUCAUAUCUACAACUACGGCCAAGGUGGAGGAGGAGGCGGGAACGAGGUUCAGAUCAUCACUGCUGGACCCUACAGCAACGGCUACGGCGGUUAUCUAGGGGGAUACGGAUACGGUGUACCAUACGCAGGAUAA
Molecule: messenger RNA, 318 nt
Organism: Galendromus occidentalis (western predatory mite)
Lineage: Eukaryota; Metazoa; Arthropoda; Arachnida; Mesostigmata; Phytoseiidae
Product: glycine-rich RNA-binding protein 10-like
Exons: 1
Coding region: 1-318 (105 amino acids)
Source: RefSeq, a predicted model, not a curated record